Metarhizium acridum CQMa 102 is the source of this 2499-nucleotide messenger RNA. RefSeq lists its product as uncharacterized. Gene Ontology annotation, molecular function: glycerophosphocholine phosphodiesterase activity. Gene Ontology annotation, biological process: glycerophospholipid catabolic process. The record is from RefSeq and is a predicted model, not a curated record. Lineage: Eukaryota; Fungi; Ascomycota; Sordariomycetes; Hypocreales; Clavicipitaceae.
AUGAGGGGUGAUAGCAAUUCGCUCGUUGGCGACGUCUUUCUUACUUCAAUAAUUUAUUCGGCUAACAAUACCGCGGCCCUCACUCUCGAAAUGACGAUGCGUGAAGGAAUGAGCGCAAACCAAGCGUUCGCUUUUGUGAAAAUAUACGGCGUGGCGUCGCAGAGUUGCUUUUACCAGCUGCGUACCGAGCAUUUAAAUUUUGCCAGCGAUCAGUUUGCAAGGUUGCUCAACGCACUUGGUCCGAAAGCGAUCGACUUCAUACAAAAGAGCGAUGGCCAAGGAUGUCUUCCUCUGCACUAUGCGGCUCAAUAUGGCUUAGACUCGGUUUGCGAGGCUAUAGUAUCUCGUUUGAUCACUAUGGGCGGAAGUUGUGUCCACGAUACGCUGAUGUCAGUCGACCUUUGUGGGCAAACACCGCUCCACUGCGCAGUGGCCUCAGGGAAGCUGUCAGUGCUUGGAAAUUUGCUUAGAGCAUUAUCGGGGAUCGGUGCCCACGAACAGGCAAUGUCUAAUGCUCGAGUUGUUCUUGGAAGCGUCCUGGUUUUGGCAAUAAGGGCACACGCCGAGGAAAUGGCAAAGAUGUUGCUGGAGCAUAAACCGGAUCUCCUCUACCAGUCUUGUCGUGGUGAGACGGCUCUCUACUGUGCUUCACAGGCAGGAUACAUGUCCAUGGCUCACCUUCUUGUACGACAAUCAUCCAGGGGCGAACAAGGGAUUGACGUCGCUGAGAAGACAAGAGGCUGGACACCACUAAUAGCAGCAUGUGCUAAUGGACAUGCCGAAAUUGUCAGGCUUCUAUUGCAGGCUGGUGCUGAACAAGACACACACGAUAUUCGAGGAUGGACAGCUCUGGAACACGCCAUAUUUCGGGGACACCAUGCCAUUGCGGAGCUGUUUAAAACCAAGCCGCCAAAUCAUCCUCACGACGGACCUGCUGGUGCUAUCGGAGAUGUUAGGAAGGAAGCUCAUCUUGUUUGUAAUAUAGGUGAGAAGAUGCUUAUUAUUCAUCUUGGGAGUACCCAAGGAGGACACUGUCGAGGAUUGCUUCAUUUGGAGAACCUCAGCUCAGAUAACGGCUUUCACUCUCGCCAAGAAUCUCCCAUGGAGCUUCACAUCUCCGUACUAGGGACCGACUCCGUUUCAAGGAAACUCCAGUUGCCAAUUCUAGAUGACCAAUUGCAUAAGCCGCUGGUUUUUAGAGUCAGUCAUGACACUCCGCUGCAGAUAAUGCUCAAACUUUAUCGCUGCGAAUCCAUCAACUCCAAGGUUUUAGUAAGCAGCGGUACAUCAAGUCUGGAUCAAGAAAGCCUGCUGGGAGGGAAACAUGAGAGCCUCAUCCGUGAGCGCACAAUUUAUAUGUUAGACAAGGAGACUUCAGCUCCUGCCGGUACUGUCCUGCUAAGCUAUGUUGUCGCCAAACCAUUCCCAGGCUUGCCAAAACUCGGUACCAGCAAUCAACUCGGACCUGAAAACGCUUCCGUUCAACUUGUUGGGCAUAGAGGAUGCGGACAGAACGUAUCAAGUCGGUCGUUUCUCCAAAUUGGAGAAAAUACGAUCAUGUCGUUUCUCUCUGCUGCAAAUCUGGGAGCGUCAUUUGUUGAGGUAACCAGAGAUAUGGAGGCUGUCGUAUACCACGAUUUCUCUCUUAGUGAGUCCGGCACAGACGUACCCAUUCAUGACCUCACCCUCGCGCAGUAUCAACAUGUUAGCAAUACCCAUGAACCGCAAAGCUCAGCUUUGUGCAACUCGGUAGAGAGCUCGGAGUCUUUGACGUAUACCAGGAAGAAGCCACGUGCCUGGUCUUCCGGGGAAGAAUCCCUGUCUAAAUCGACAGAGCUGCGAAAGAGACUUGAAUAUACUGUGGACUUUCAGGCCAAGGGAUUCAAGCCGAACAGCCGUGGUGACGUUGUUCAAGAUUCCCUAACAACGCUAGAAGAGGUCCUGUUGAAGCUUCCUCUUGAGGUCGGUUUCAAUAUAGAAAUAAAAUACCCUCGCUUACAUGAAGCGGCCGAAGCUGGAGUCGCUCCAGUAGCCAUUAACAUUAAUGACUUCAUCGACGUGGCUCUCACCGCCGUUCGAAAAUUUGGCGGAAAACGGCAGAUCAUUCUUUCAUCAUUUACCCCCGAAGUGUGCAUUCUUCUCUCUGUCAAGCAGUCAGCGCACCCGGUCAUGUUCAUCACGAACGCAGGUAAAGUGCCCAUGCAAGAUCAGGAGCUGAGGGCUGCAAGCCUACAAGCAGCCGUGCAUUUCGCCCGCUUGUGGAAUCUAAGCGGGAUUGUUUUUGCCUGCGAAACCUUCCUACACUGCCCGAGACUUGUUCAGUUCGUGAAGAAUAUGGGCCUAAAAUGUGCUUCCUACGGGUUGUUGAACAAUGAUCCUGCAAAUGCAAUAGCACAGACGGUAGCCGGUAUCGACAUCUUGAUGGCAGACAGAGUCAAACUCAUCGCAGACCACCUUAGAAAACACAUCGUCUUAAAUAACUCUUCACCACGGCCUUGA